This is a messenger RNA of Portunus trituberculatus (swimming crab), 5451 nucleotides long. RefSeq names its product facilitated trehalose transporter Tret1-like. Gene Ontology annotation, biological process: transmembrane transport. The record is from RefSeq and is a predicted model, not a curated record. The coding region runs from base 311 to 2122 and encodes 603 amino acids. The transcript is spliced from 3 exons. Gene Ontology annotation, cellular component: membrane. Gene Ontology annotation, molecular function: transmembrane transporter activity. Lineage: Eukaryota; Metazoa; Arthropoda; Malacostraca; Decapoda; Portunidae.
CUGCAUGAACUGCAGCUUGGCAGUAUAAGGGUUAAGGUCCCAAAAACUUUCCCUCCAUUGUUCUAAAACAUUAGUUUCCAAUACACAAAGAUACCCCUUCCCUCCUCACUUUUCUCUCCCCCUCUCAGUUAAUUCCUUGCAUUCUCGAUACUGUCAUUGUAGAUUCGUCCUCGGUCGCGGCAACACCACUGCCACCUCACACAGUCAUCACCAUUAACGCCGCCACCACCACACCUCCCAUUCACCCUACGACCUUUCAUACCAGCAAAUGUCCUCCCAGAAAGUCAAGAACUGAGUGGGCCACGUCAAGAUGGUCUGCAAUGAAACCCAAAGCCAGGCUGGGAGAGACAGGGAUUCCAUAUUAGGUCACUGUGGUGCAAGACAGGAUAGCAGGAAUGCACGGUGUCUUUCCCACAAGUCACCAGGAGAAGGUAGGGAGGUAGAGGAUGUCCAUGAGGCCUCUUUACCAAGAAGCUCCGACAGUGCAAGACGUGAUGACAACAAUGGACUGUUCCCUUCUCACAACACGACGCAAGAAGUUCAAAACCCAGACAGUGUCAGUGAGGGACUAAAUUCUACACAACCAAAGGAAAAUGCAGGUACAGAAGUUGUACAUUUUGAACAAAAUGCCCACUGUACUCCAAGCUUAAGUUGUGAAGUAGGAGAUGCUGAUCGACAUGCAGGAACACAGGAAGAUGACUUCAAAAAUGAACAAUCUGCUAACAUCACGGUGGAAGGCACCACUGGAACACACGACAAACCUGCUUACUUCGUCCAGACAAUGGUGACGUUACUGAUGGCGUGGGGUGUGCUGGCUGUGAGCACACCCAUGUCCUUCCCGGGAGUCACACUACCCCAGUUCACUGAUCCUGACACCGACGACCUGCACCUGGAGUCCCAGAGCCUGUCACUAUUAGGUGAAGCCAAAAUCAGUAUGGUAGAGGCCGGUACAAUGGUAGGCUCCCUGGUAGCUGGCCAGCUGCUGGCUCCCUUGGGUGCGCGCGUCACCAUCCUCAUCGGUCUGCCACUUGCUAUGGUCAGCUGGUUGGGCCUCUUUUACUCCAGUCAGUUAUGGAUCCUGCUGACCUGCCGCAUCCUGCAGGGCUGUGCCUUUGCCCUGGUGAAGCCCUCCACUAUCAUGUAUUUAGUCGAGGUAGCACAUGAAAGUUUACGUGGGCGGAUAGUGGGCGUGGUGGGUAUCACCAAGGAAGUUGGUUUCUUUUCUUCUUACUUAUUAGGCGGGUUGAUGCUCACGUGGCGACAACUGAGCUUUAUAUUUGCCUGUAUCCUGGUGCCGCCUGCAAUUGCUGUCUUUUUCCUGCCCAAUUCGCCUCGCUGGCUGACAAACCACGGCCGCAUCCCCGAGGCCCGCAGAUCCCUUGUGUUCUUCAGAGGUCGUCACUACGACGUAGAGGCGGAGCUGCGGGAGGUGAUCCGUCAAGCUAACGAGGCAGGCUCCAACACCAGCACACGGCAACAACUCAAGCUCCUGUUAAGACCCGGAACGCUUAAAAUGUUUCUUUUCGUUCUGUUCAUGUUUAUAGCAUAUCCCCUACAAGGCAUUGCCAUCUUAAGUAAUUACAUGAUGAUAAUCUUGGACACUCCAGGCAUGCCUCUUGAUCUCUCCCUGAGCAGCUUUCUAUGUGGUAUUGUCAAGAUGGCUGGUGGCAUUACCAAUUUUAUCAUUAGUGAUUAUAUAGGACGAGUAUCCAUCAUGGUGGUCACCCUUAACUUCAUGGCUGUCAGCGCCUUCGCCUAUGCCUAUUAUAUCUAUUUUUUGGAUCUUAAUAGCCCUAAUACUGCCACCUGGAUCCCGCUCGCUUCAGUCAUCACCCUACAGUUUCAUGCAGGCAUAUGUGGACCCAUUUUAGAUGUAAUGCAAGGAGAACUUCUGCCAAAUUCUUGUCGGGCAGCCACCAUGCCCAUAAUAACACUUCUCAAUGGUCUGUGUGUGUUUGGAACAGUGUCGUCAUUUUAUUAUCUGUUAGAGCUUAUUAACAUGGCUGGCAUAUUUGGCAUCUUUAUAACAGUCAACAUUAUUAUGGCUUUGGUUUGUAUGCUGGUCAUGCCAGAGACACGUGGCAUGUCACUGGAGGCAAUCAGUGACGCCGUUCACUCAUGAAAGCAUAAAUUUAUGGGAAAAAGAAAAUAGAGUACUUGAAAGUAAUGUAGAUUCUUCUCAGUCUGCUUGAGUGAGUGGUCUGAAAAUCCGUAGUCGUGUCUUCUCCGUGGCCUGAAGGGAAGGAGUGCAUUGUCUUUCCCACUCCUUGACCUGCAUUGUCAUUUGCUGAAGCUUCUCGUGGUGGCCAGGGUCAACCCACGGCCUCGCUGAGCCAGCUGAACCAGAAUUGAUGUCUCCAACACUUGAGUUUGCCUCCACAAGUCACUCACUCUCUGCCUGGUAUGCAGCUCAUUGUAUUCCUCACUGUUAUGACGCAUUGCCCACUGUACUGCUCAUUGUCAACAUGUACUGUUUAUUGAGCUCCUCAGCUUCAUAUUGUGCUACUGAAUGUAAUCCUUCCUGUUAGGUUGUAAUACUCAUUGUACUCAUCACUACUAGGAUGUACAAGUUAUUACACUCAAUUGUGACAAACUUCUCUUGAUGAUCCACAUCUUACUAAAAUUUUAAAAACAAUGUGCUUUUCUUUAUACGUACUUUAAAUUAUUUUCUUUCGAUGAUAUUCACUUCUUGGUCCAAGACGAGACAGCACAGUCACAAUGGUGGCAGCAGUGGGAUCGCAGAUGAGGCUUGUGAUGUGAGCUUUUCUGAUGCAGGGAUAGGAUCAGGCCCCUCACUUUUCAGAGAAAAGGAGUCUUCCUUACUAUAGGAAAUGGAGGAAUUUACUCUAAUUGCAGGAACUGAAACACCAGAAAUCAAUCCAGAAGAAAUGGUAUAUCUGUACCAGGGCAGUCAUGGCAGAACAGCAACACAAACACAGGCAUCACAUCAUGUUAUUUUGUCAUUAACGAUGCAGAAUUCUUGUUAAGCUAUAUAGUAACAGUCAGCCUAAUACUGGCAAUAAAGUGUUCAACAGAUUUCUAAACUCAACAAGAUCACUUCAACAACAUAUGGAGUAAAACCUUUCACAAAACAAAACCAACCUCCACUUCAACUAAAUGUGCCAAGUAACAGGUUGAGAUAUAAUCAACUUACAGCAUCAUCCCAAGGAUAAGAUGAGCAACCAGUCUGUCAGUGUCACCACCACCAUGUGUUGAAUCUCUCUCUCUCUCUCUCUCUCUCUCUCUCUCUCUCUCUCUCUCUCUCUCUCUCUCUCUCUCUGGUGAUACUCUGACAUACGUAUUUUUCUAUUUUCUUUCUCAUGGGGAAACUGAAACAUGGGGAGCAUAUUUAGUGAUUUGUAAUUGUUCACCUAGAGAUUAUCUCAUCAGCAUAGCACUUAGGCAUACGUGUGCAGAAACUGGCGGGAGGGUCACACAGCAUGGCGGUGCUUGGGGUAACCUGCAGAUGUAGGCUGAUGUUAAACGUUAUAUUGACACCAAAGUUCCAUGUGUUAGGGAAGAUGGAUGCGGUAUUGACAGCUGUAAGGGUAACACGCAGCAGUACUGUGAUGGUAUGGAGGGCAGUACGAGGCUGUAGAGCAGUGUUGAGCGACGAGAGGGAGCCACCAACGCUGCUUGGUUUGGGAAGGCAUUAUCAACAUCAAGAUGAGCUGCAAAGAGAGUCUAAGGGAGUGAGAGACUGGCCAACUUCAUCAGAAUCAGUGACAGUGCAAUACAAUUCAUAGCAAUGGUAUUAACACUCCUCUCUGCAACAGGAGGCAAGGGAGGGAGUGACCUUCAAGCAAGUGGUAUGACAAUGAGGGGAGUAUGAUGUGGCACUACAGGGGACUUAGUAUCAUCGGGGUAGGAACACUACAAAGGGAUAAAGGUGAGACUUCCUAAGGAGGCAUAGAAUGUCAAAGAUGCUGCUGCUGCUCAAAAUGAUGUUUGUAAAAUAUACGAAGGAUUACAUUUUUUUUCUUUUCCUUUCAGAAGGCACAUGUAAUGGAGCACCUAUGGACUAGAGUAGCAGUGACACCAAUGCAGUUAGUGUUACGUUGAAGUGUUGCUGUUUGUAGUGGAUGAGUCACGUGAUGGAAAUGGGCCAGUCUGGGUCAUGCUGGGUGCUACACAUAGGGAAGGGCAUGGGCAUGGGGGAUGGCAGAGGGACAGCGAGCAGACAAGGUUCACAUCACCUAAGAAUAACCAAAAUUCCUCCUCAGGCAAAUAAAAAAUCAAUAUAUUUGGAAUAUUAUCCAAUUCUGUACACUAAUAAAGUAUUAAGAUUCAUCUUAUAUAUAUACAAUUUAGUUCAGUUUGGGCGAACACAGGCAAAUAUCCCGCCAUUAUAAAACAUUUAUAACUCACCAGACUACAGUCUUGACAUUCUCAAACAACUUCAGCUUCUAGAUGAAAGCCAGAAAUCACAUACAGCCACACUAAUUUCACUAAGAACAAAAGACUCAACGAAUCAAACAAAAUGUUGGCAACAAUUCCUCUUCCCUCAUUUUCUUACUACUAGAAACCUUGAAAAUGCAACUAAUCUUAGUACAAUGAGUUACAAAUACAUAGCAAGGGUGUGCAAAGGCAUUGUAAUUUGAAAGGGAAGGAUGCAACACUUCUCACUAUGAGGAACGUUGAUGCACUUUUGAGAGGGAUCCCGGGCACCCGAACUUAACACACUCACAAAUCGUAUCCAACAGACUAUAAAAUUUCCUGAGAGACUACAGGGACUGAUUAAGUAAUAAAAACAAGAAUUAGGAAGUUCCCUGAAGCAAGUCCAGAACGACCUCUCCUCAACCACCAGCCGAGAGCACGACUCCCAAGACAACACAACAAAACCCAAGCUCUGGUGUGUGGCCUCUCGGUUCUCCCCAAGACACUGUAGAUCAGCAUAAGAAAAAAAUCUCAUUUGUACGCUUUCAUUCCCUCAUAAACUUUGGCAAGUGAUGCAGAUCAGUGCUAUAUGAAGAGCAAAAUAGUAAUGAUCAUUGCAUAACUAUGUUCAUGCUCUCGUACACUUUCAUAUUUACAAACGUUAAAUAAGAAACAGAAUCACCUAAGUUAUGUGUCAUCACUGUUGGUGUAACAUGGCACACAGAGGAGUAGUAAGUGUAAGCAAUAUCACAUUGGACACACAGUAGAACCUCACAACACCGGAACACCAUAAUGGGAGUGUGGGUGGGACACUGUUCAAGGCGGCACACACUCGCUCACUCACUUGCUCGGCUGUAGACUGACUGUCCUCACAACAACACUGGCAAGCCUCCUCCUCCUCCUCCUCCUUGCAUCUCAAGCCUCCCUUACAUGGCCAGAACAUUUAUUAAAGCUGGUGGUACAUUUUCAUGAAAGACAAUUGAGAUUAUGAUUCAGUUACAUAUGAGACUUCAAUGCUCUCAGCCUUUAAUAAAAAGCUGCGAAUGAUGGUGAACACAUCUUGUACUUCAUUUG